GUCGCGACUCGCGUCGCGUCCUCUCACAAUUGCAGUGACACUCUUCAUAUUCUUUGGCAUCAAGCCCUCAGUGAUAACCCACAAUGCCGCGAGAAAUCGUGACCAUACAACUUGGUCAAUGUGGAAAUCAGAUGGGUUCGGUUUAUUGGCAGCGUCUGUGUGCAGAGCACGGUAUCAACAAAGAAGGAAUACUAGAAGAGUGGGCUACCGAAGGAGGGGAUCGAAAGGACGUGUUCUUCUAUCAAGCUGAUGAUGAGCAUUACAUUCCUCGGGCUAUCCUUGUUGACCUCGAACCACGCGUUAUCAACAAUAUUUUGGUUUCGCCUUACGCCAAUCUAUACAAUCCGGAGAAUAUCUUCGUAUCGAAAGAUGGGGGAGGAGCUGGCAACAACUGGGCUCAAGGAUACGCUGCUGGAGAGCGGUUAUAUGAAGAGAUAAUGGAGAUGAUUGAUAGAGAGGCUGAAGGGAGUGAUUCUUUGGAGGGAUUCAUGCUCACACACUCAAUAGCCGGGGGAACCGGCUCAGGUCUUGGAUCUUUCGUCUUAGAACGGUUGAACGACAAGUUCCCGAAGAAGCUCAUCCAAACUUAUAGUGUCUUUCCAAAUGCUCAAGAAGGAGACGUUGUCGUGCAACCUUAUAACUCUCUGUUGACUCUGAAACGUUUGGUGAAUCAUGCUGAUUCCGUGGUGGUACUCGAUAACGGCGCUCUAGCGCGGAUAGCAGCGGAUCGACUCCAUCUUCAGACUCCAAGUUUUGAUCAGACCAAUCAACUCGCGUCGACCGUGAUGGCUGCAAGCACACAGACUCUUAGGUACCCUGGAUACAUGAAUAACGACCUUGUAGGCAUUAUCGCCUCACUGAUACCAACACCUCGUUGUCAUUUCCUAAUGACGUCCUACACCCCAUUUACCAGCGACCAGAUUGAUAAAGCCAAAUCAAUCCGAAAAACAACGAUACUGGAUGUCAUGCGUCGUUUGUUACAGCCCAAAAACCGUAUGGUUUCUACGACUCCCAGUAAGACUGCAUGUUACAUCUCAAUUCUGAACAUCAUACAAGGGGAGGUUGAUCCUACGGAGGUCCACCAAUCCCUUUUAAGGAUAAGAGAGCGACAACUAGCCAAUUUCAUUCCGUGGGGACCUGCAUCGAUUCAAGUUGCCCCAACGCGAAGGUCACCUUACAUUGCAACACACCAUCGUGUGAGCGGUCUGAUGCUCGCUAACCACACAAGCAUAGCUUCGCUUUUCAAACGCAUGCUAGAUCAGUUUGAUAGGCUGAGGAAACGUAAUGCGUUCAUGGAACAGUACAAGAAGGAGAAGAUGUUUGAGAAUGGGUUGGAAGAAUUUGACGAUGCACGAGCGACGUGCGAUGAGCUGUUAAAAGAAUACAAGGCUUGCGAAAGCCCCGACUAUAUUUCCUACGGUUCCACAGAAAAUGAGCAAGCGUAGUUCUCAGUGUCAUCUAUAUCCUUUAUUCUCAUGUAUAUGUACAUCUUGCUUUCAUAGUGUUGUAUCGGUAUCAUAAUGAUGAUCACACAGCUCUCCGAGAUUA
Messenger RNA from Marasmius oreades (fairy-ring Marasmius), 1548 nucleotides. It is a transcript of the gene TUB4, whose product is annotated as gamma-tubulin. Gene Ontology annotation, molecular function: structural constituent of cytoskeleton; GTP binding. The coding region runs from base 84 to 1445 and encodes 453 amino acids. Gene Ontology annotation, cellular component: microtubule; nucleus; centrosome. Gene Ontology annotation, biological process: mitotic cell cycle; microtubule nucleation; mitotic sister chromatid segregation. NCBI's taxonomy places the organism in Eukaryota, Fungi, Basidiomycota, Agaricomycetes, Agaricales, Marasmiaceae. The transcript is spliced from 8 exons. The record is from RefSeq and is a predicted model, not a curated record.